ACUCCCACUAUUUGGCAGGUAGAAGUGGGGGCGGGGAACGGGCUGCGGAAUGGACGGACAGGCGGCUGCCAUGGCUUCGGCGGGCGGCAACACGGGCUGUCCGAGCCCGGCCCCGGCCUCGCUGGAUAAAAUCGUCGCCGAAAGCCCCGCCGAGCCUGAUGCCUACACCGUGCCCGGCAUCCUGCACUUCAUCCAGCACGAGUGGGCGCGCUUCGAGAUGGAGAAAGCGCGGUGGGAGGCGGAGAAAGCCGAACUGCAAGCACGUGUAUCCUUUCUCCAAGGAGAGAGAAAAGGUCAGGAGAAUCUUAAGAAGGAUUUAGUCCGGAGAAUUAAGAUGCUUGAAUAUGCCCUGAAACAAGAAAGGACGAAGUAUCACAAGCUGAAAUAUGGAACUGAACCAGUCCAAGGUGACACAAAGACAGAUGCACCUGAAUCAGUUAUAAAUAAUGGCCUUGAUGUAUCAGCAUUAGAACAGAACAGUCCAUCAUCAUGGAAUGAAGGACGUCAGCUACUGAGACAAUAUUUACAGGAGGUGGGUUAUACAGACACUAUCUUGGAUGUGAGGACAAAGAGGGUGCGAUCCAUGUUGGGCCAUUCCAGUCUUGAGCAUAAUGGAGCAGCAGAGUCUAACAGCUUGGGACAGAUUCUGAAUGGUGGUGACUCUCCAUUAGUUAAACAGAUAGAAGAACAAAUUAAGAGGAAUGCGGGCAAUGAGUCUCGGGAUGGUCUAAGGAAGUCAAUGCUGGAGAAGAUGCCUUUCUUGCGAAAUGUGGAUGAUGAUAGUGAUGAGGAUGAUGAUGAACUGGAUAGCAUUCCUUCAGAGCUAUCUGUCACACAGAGACUAAACAAGAAACAAAGGAUAGGAUCUGAGAUGACAGCGGUUGAUUCUGGCAUGGACUGCGAGACAGUGGAUGCUCUGAGUGAAUUUCACUUCCUGGACACUGAAGUGGAUGAAGAAAGGACUGAGGAUUCUAGGAGUUCAGGGGAUGGGAAAGAACUAGGAAGUCACCGUUCCAAACGUCAGGAGGUACUGCCUGAUUUCACAGACAUUGAUGGCUUGCCUUCCAUUCCAGCUGGGGUGAUUGGUCAAACCAAGCGAAAAGAAGCUGCUCCUCUCGCCUUUCCCCCACAUGCCAGCAAACCAUUUAUACUUGGAGCGGACACUGUUGGAGAUGGAGAGAUGAGCUUAGGCGAGCUGGCUGGACUGACUGUCACUAAUGACAAUGAUAUGUCUGAUAGUAAAGAUGCCUUUAGAAAGACCUGGAAUCCUAAAUAUACGCUGCGGAGUCACUUCGAUGGGAUCCGUGCGCUGGCGUUUCACCCAGAGGAGCCAGUGCUCAUUACUGCGUCAGAGGACCGCACACUGAAGCUAUGGAACCUGCAGAAAACAAUCCCUGCCAAGAAGAGUACUGCAUUGGACGUGGAACCCAUUUAUACAUUCAGGGGUCAUGUAGACCCAGUGUUAGCAAUAGCUGUUAGUUCCAAAGGAGAUCAGUGCUUCAGUGGAGGGCUUGAUGGCACAAUUUGCUGCUGGAAUAUUCCAAGUUUGAACACUGACCCAUAUGACACUUACGAUGACAGCAUUCUAUCCAGAACACUAAAUGGUCAUACAGAUACGAUUUGGGGGCUUGCGUUUAGUACCCUGAAGAAUCGCCUGAUUUCGUGUUCAGCAGAUGGAACUGUCAGGUUAUGGGAUGCAGCUGCCAAUCCAGCCUGUGUUAGUACCUACAACAGAGAAAAGGAAAAUGGGAUUCCUACCUCUGUGGCAUUCUUAAGUGACCCUGCUCAUGCCGUGACUUCCUUCACCAGUGGAGAUGUAGUCAUCUACGAUUUGGAGACACUGCAGCCAGUCAUCACCCUGGAUUCCAAAACAUCUGACAGUGCUGCUAAUCAGAUCAACCGGAUUGUCACUCAUCCCAAGCUGCCGGUCACCAUCACUGCACACGAUGACAGAUGUAUUCGCUUCUUUGAUAACAAGACAGGAAAAAUGGUUCAUUCAAUGGUUGCUCACUUGGAUGCCGUCACCUCUCUUGCAGUAGAUCCUAAUGGAGUAUUCCUGAUGUCAGGAAGUCACGACUGCUCAAUACGCCUGUGGAACCUGGACAAUAAAACCUGCGUUCAGGAAAUUACAGCACACCGGAAGAAAUAUGAUGAAGCAAUUCAUGACGUCACCUUCCACCCAAGCAAAGCUUACAUUGCUAGUGCAGGAGCAGAUGCCCUCGCUAAAGUGUUUGUAUGACACAGUUUAACCUCCCUGGUCUCAUUCCUCUGAGCAGACUGGUUUCUGUUCAUCUAUAAGGGUUGAUCCCACAUUCCUCUUCGAAUGGUUGCCUUGAAUUGGUGAAUGAAGACAAUUUGCCUCCAGCCUUGAAAUUUGCAGUCCUGGGUUGUGCCCAUUCACACUUUCUCAACAAAGCUCAGGGUUUGCAUUUAAACCUUUAAAUGGGCUUGCGUUCACUGAACUUUCUAUGGAACAUGUAAAAGUUUUAAGCUUUUAGAAAGAAAAAUUGUAAAUUUUGUAUGGGUAUCCAAUAGUUGGCUGUGUGGAAUAAGUAGAAAACGUAGCAAUGGUCUGGGUCAAACCAUAUAAAAGUGCAAGAAAAGGUUUUGCGCUUAGCUAAAUUAUUUUUUUAAACGGUUGGGCUACUUUUUAAUACAGCCUGGAACCUUGAUAAAUAUAUUUCAUUUUCCCAGACACUUAUCCAUGAAGUACCAAGAUGUCAGUAGCAUGGGGAUAAAUAUAGUUUCUCUGUGCUCCCCACAAAUUCUGGGAAUUCUGUGAGGGCAUCCACAGGAGUGGACCGAAGCCCCCCUGUCUUGUUGUGUACAACCAGGAUGGCUUGUGACCACCCCUCCCCUCAUCUGAGGAUCACUUAAUCCGACGGUGUUGAAUGUACUCUAUUAACACCAUGGGGUAGAUUUUGCAAAAUAAUGUUCUUGCUUGUCUGACGCUGGACAAUUUAAUUUGACAAUUAGUAAUUUUCCAUACAAUUUCGGAUCCCUUCUUGCAAUUCCUUUGAAGGCUAAAAGCCUUCUUUAGUAUCUCCUCAUUACUGGGGCCUUUGAUAUCCAGCCUAGUGGUUCAUUUUGGCACUAUCUCUGAUGCCUCCUGAUGCAAUCUUCCAAGAGCACCGUACAAUUUAACCAAUUACUACUUCAGAUCUUACUAAUUUACUUAAAUGUGUUUAAAUCUGCAAACCCAACAAGGAGCAGGGAUUAUAUCUGCGGCCGUGUGUGACCCAGGAAGGAAUGACUUUACAUGUGAGCCUUUAUCACAGAUGCUAGUUAACUAAUAAGGAAAUUUCCUGUGUCAGUUGUCACUGUUAAGUACAAGUGACUAGUAUGGGAAUUUUGUUUACACAAAAUAGUGCUUAAGUCAUUAACUGAGAACAGGACAUUUCUUUAUGGUGCCGAUAAUUUCCAACAAUUUCACUAGCAUGAAAACAAUGAGAUAAGCAGGUAACCCUUAUAGUUUUUGUGGUUCUGCAAAUUCACAUGAGGAAUUUGGAUGAAGGGGUCAGCUCACAAGGCUCCAUUAUAAAGAUUAAGGAUUUCAAAAUCCUUUGGCCUUCAUGGUGGUAUUCCUAGUAUGUCAGGAAGGUGUAAAAUACGUGGCCACCAUAAAGGAAACCAAACUGCAUUUCAUGCUGUUUAAUUAGACCAUAAGAUAUAGGAGCCAGAAUUAGACCAUUUUGCCUAUCCAGUCUGUCCGUCAUUCCAUCAUGGCUGAUUUAUUGCCCUCCUCACACCCAUUCUCAUGCCUUCUUCCUAUAAUCUUUGACACCCUUACUAAUCAAAAGCCUAUCAACUUCCACUUUAAAUAUCCCCAAUGACUUGGCCUCUACGGCCAUCCAUGGCAAUGAAUUCCACCUUGUAUCUAAUAAUGGCUCCAUCUCUGAGCCACUUGAACAAUGCAGUCGUAGGCUGCCUCAGUUUAAUUCGCUGCUGCCAGGAAUCCUGUUAUCCAUUUAUCCUUGCUAGGUGGGAAUUUGUGAACAUCAGUUGAGAGCGGGAUUAGGUUUGCUGGCAAGUUGCCUGCUGGCAUCAUUACCAAGGCUUCUAAAUGGAAAAUAACCAUUUGCCAAGGGUGGCACAGUCCUCUCCUCUGAGUGAAGAAAUGUUAAUCAUGAGCCUGAUAUUGGCAAUACCUCUGGAAAAAGAAAAACUCUUACAUUAGCAGAAAUGCAGAAUGUUUAGAAGUGAAAUAACAGUAUACGGGAUUCUGGUUCCUAAACAAUUAAAAUUUUCAGCUGAGGCCCUCUGAACCUCCUGCAGGGACAGUAACAUCACUUGUGUCAGUGUUCAGGAGGGAGGUGGGGAAUGUCCGCUCUCCACCCCAAUUUCAUUUCAGUGGGCAAAUUGUAUUUGAAACACAUGGCAUUCAGGGAAAUGCCUUAGCUUAAUAAGUACAGGUCCUGGAAACUUUGUUCUCUGUCACUUCCUCAGCUCAACUUGCAAUAUCACUGUUAUCAAACUGAAAUGUAGCAGUGCUUUUAGGACGGGGCAUGAUUCAUAAGAACCAGCACUUCAGCAAUUUCUGACCUUUUCCAUUUAUACACUAGCAUGUCCCAUUCAGUGUAUUUUCAGCUUGGCUUGGUCCUGUUGUCAUUCAAGUGUAUCCUAAGAACGCUGGUUUAAGUCCAGCAGCUUAACCCCACCAUUCUUAUAGAAACAAAGGUAGUAGUAUAUCUGGCCAAUUUGCUUACUGCCCAUUACGCCACUGGCAUUUAGGGCAGCAAAGAAGGUCCUCCUCCUGUAGCGAUGUUCAGGGCUCCCUUUAUCAUGUCAGUAGCUUCCCCUAGGUUUUCACACAAGGCCGAGGUGGAGACUCAAGAAUACCAUCACACUCAGAUGCAGAAGAAUUAUUCAUUGCUGUUUCCAUAGCACCUUUGUUUUAGACAGGGUUGUUAGCCCUGAGCUGAAUCCCUGAAUAUGGAAGACUAAUGCACCACUCUUUGUCUGGGCCUGUACCCUUUGACUUGUUGUGGGUGACCCUCUCAAGAGCCAAAGCAUAAAGCCCUGACUCCAGCCAGCUUAGCUCUAUGGCUGAGUGAGGAACACAAGCCUCAGACCCUACAACGAGAUUGUGGUCCUCUUGGAGGAUCUGGCCAACUUAGAACAGUUCAGUGCUCAGCAUGGUGUUCAGUCUCUCAGAAGAGCUACGAGAGAGAAAAAAUAAAAACGCUGUACCUUUUUGGAACCAUGAAUGUCUAUUCCUUCAAGGAAAUAACUUGCUUCCAGUCCCUCCCCCAUCAUCCUCCUGACAAACAGCCAAACUUCACCAGUUUAUUCCCUAUUUGAUAGCACUGUAGGUAUGAUGUGGGUAAAAUAUUUAAGUACAAUGGUCUAAUGGUCCAGAGACCAAAUUGCCGAUCCCACUGCUCUAGCCAAGGAGUUGAAAUUCACUAACUUUGGAAAUUAAAAAAACUAAAUUUACCACAAAAAUGUGGACUAUUUUAAUGGCAGAUCUGAUUCAGUCAAUGCAGAUCUCACUGUUCUAGUCUGGUGGAAGAGUUGAAAUUCACUAAAUUUACCAAAUUUGGAAUAAAACAAAACUGAAUAUAACAAAAAAAAAACUUGGAUUAUUUUAAUGGCAAAUCUGAUUCACGAAGGUUCUUGAGGGAAUGAAAUUCUUACCUCCUAAUUGCUUUUGAAAUUGACUGGGAAAAACUUCACAUGUGCCAAACUGUAUCACAGUUUAAGAAGAUCACUGACCUUGGUGACAAUUGACAGUAAGCAUUAGCCAUGCUAACAGCUUCGCCUGCCCAUGUUCCAAGAAUGCUUCUGAUAGGUGCCCAGAUGGUCAAGAAAUGAAGCAGUGCGAAUAUCUCAACCCUGCUUGUCCCUGGCCCAUUUAGAACACAAAUACCAGGACUGUGUGCUUCUCCUGAUCCCUGUCUGGUGAGGCAUUCUGGACUGGGCUGGAGAGACAAAAUGCCUCUAUUUCAAUGCUCUUCCACGGAGAAGAAACCUGCCAACACUUACUGCGCAGGUUUAUGCUCAGGUGACAGCUGCUAGUGGAACUCUUACCUCAUCAUGUGCAUGGCCUUCAGAGAGGAGGAAAAAGGGAAAGAAAAUACCUUGAGUUGCACUGGGUAAACAACGGCAACCUCCCAUCUUCAUACUUCAUUAAUUGCAUGUAGUUAAUUAGCAAAGGGAUCAAUACUUCACUCAACUGUGUUCCAAGGAGAAUAAGUGAAUUCUGCAAGCUGCAUCCAUAUUACAAUAAUCCAUCAGUAGUCAGUUUUAAAAGUCAGUGUUGUCUAAAUCAAACUAUAACCAAUAAUGUUUAAUAGCAAAUACUAUUAUGAAUGUAAAUACGCAGGGGGCCGCAGCACCAAGAUGUUUUAAUUGCUUUUGGCUUUCUGGGGCUUAGUUGGUUAUAGAUUGUGUGGUAUACAAUUGGGAUUGUUAUUAUUUUGUUUGUACACUUAACACUUCGGGCUUUUGCAGAAUCUCAGGAUGAAGCUGAACUUUUAUGGGCUUCAUUUUAAUCCCCAAGUCAGUGCAGAUAACAGCAGGCACAGCAAUUGAUGAUAAAAGGUGGUUUAGCUUUGAGCAGGAUAAAAUAAUGUUAGCCUUGCCACUGAGGAGUUCAUUUGCAAGGGCUGAGCGAGUCACUAGAAAGUGUGUGGGAAGGUCUGUGUGCGGUGAAUGAAUUCAGGUCUGUAGGUGAGUAGGGUCAUUGGGUGAAGCUAUUCAAACAGUAGGUAGAGUUACUGGAAAGAUUAUUGCAGUUCAAGUGGUUAGGAGUAAUAGUGUGUAAGAGCAUAGGAUGAAUGAGGAUAAAGGAGAGAGGGUAGCUGGUACUGGGUUAUGCCAGGAAUUUGAAUAUAAGGUAGUUUGAGUGUGAUGUGUGUCAACAUCAGUGGCUUUUCAAUCUGGUAAAUCAGCACCCAAGAAAUGAAUCUUGACACCUCCCUCCCCUUUCUCCAUCUCUCUCUGUCUCCAUCAUCAGUCAUGGCCUGUCACACUGCUAGCAUUUAAGGCAGCAAUGAAAGUCCUCAUCUCUUUCUGUCCUUGGCCAUUUUCUCUUUUUCUCUAGGUGUGGUUUGUGGUCCUCAUUUCUGCCUCAACAGUAUGGCGCCAAGUUGUCUUUGGUCUCCCGCAUUUCCUCCGCCCUUCAGGGGUCCAAUGAAGUGCUGUCUUGAUGAUAGAGUUGGCCUCUCUUCUCAUCACGUGCCCAGUUUAUCUCCAACAUUUCCUUGUGAUGAUUGUUGCCUUGUUUUCUAGAUGACGCUGAUUGGAGAUCAUUCUUGGCCAGAAAAUAAGGAGGAGACAAAUUCUCGACCAAUAUCUUUAUAAACCUACAGAUUCCCACAGUUGCCUUGACCAAACCUCUUCCUAUCCGUCUCCUAUAAAAAUGCUGUUCCCUUUCCUCAGUUUAUUCGUCUCCACCACAUCUGUUCGCAGGAUGCGGUUUUCCUUUCCAGGACAUCAGAGACGUCCUCCUUCAAAGAACGGGGUUUCCCUGCCCUCACUCGCCCGAACAUCCGCACUCACUCCAUCUUCCCACCACCUUAACCGUUCCUCUUGUCCUCACCUACCACCCCAUGAGCUUCCACAUCCAGCACAUCAACCUCCGCCACUUCUGUCAUCUCUAACAGAAUCCUACCACUAAACAUAACUUUAUCCUCCCUCGCUCCACUUUCCAUGGGGAUUCCUUCCUCCAUGACUCUUUUGUCCAUUCAUCCCUUCCCACUAAUCUCCUUCCCAAAGUGCUACACCUGCCCAUUCACCUCCUCCCUCACCUCCAUUCAGGGCCCAAACCUGUUCUUCCAGGAGAGGUAACACUUCACAUGCAAAUCUGCUGGGGCCAACUUUGUUGAGCUCCUCCACUCCAUCCGCCAAAAGCAGAACUUCCCAGUGGCUACCAUCUUAAUUGCCAUUCCCAUCAUGAAAAUGUCAGUCCAUGGCCUCCUCUUGUUUGAUGAAGCCACCCUCAGGGUAGAGGAGCAACACCUUAUAUUCUGCCUGGGUGGCCUCCAACAUGAUGGCAUGAAUUUCAAUUUCUCCUUCCAGUAAAUCAUUUUUUUCUCCCCUCCUCUUCUUCUAUUCCCCACUCUGGUCUCUUAUCUCUUCUCAUCUGCCUAUCACAUCCCCCAUGUCCUCUCCUCUCUCCCUUUCUCCUAUGGUCCACUCUCCUUCUGCUAUCAGAUUCCUUACUCUCCAGCCUCUUGCCUUUCCCACCCACCUGACUUCUAUCACCUUCUAACUAUCCUCCUUCCCCUCCUCCUAUCUUUUUUAUUCUGACAUCUCUCUCUCUUCCCCCCCCCCCCCUCCAGUCCUGGUGAAGGGUUUCAGCCCAAAACAUUGUUUAUCCUUUUCCAUCAACACUGCCUGAUUUGCUGAGUUUUUCCAGCAUUUUGUGUAUGUGUUGCUUUGGAUUACCAGCAUCUGCAGCAUUUCUCACGUAUAAAACAACUUCUAUUGCAAUUCCAGCGAGAUCAUACAUUAGUUCUUAGAGUAUUUACUUCUUCUCCUGGUUUAGUUGGGAAGCAGUACAGUGAGAGCAGCUCAUAAAUCAACACGUUCUUGUGCUCAGACUUUCUGCCGCUCUACUCUCCCAUUUGAUCUUCUUCAGUUGAUUUCUACACAAAGGUGCAAGGUUUCCUGUUUGCUGAUUACUGCUGGGAAAAGCCCUCAUGUAAAUUUCUGGGGAAUAUAUGACCAGUCUUGCUGUGAUACAGCCCCUCCGUUCUCCUACCAUAUUCAAGCAACCACAAAGUACUUAUUGCAAAUCUACUUACAAUCUUGGCAUAGUAAUCUUCAAGAAGGGAGUAUUGGGGUAUACAGUACUCUAUUAUAUUACAAGCUAGCAAACUGAGCAACUGUAGCCUUCCAGUUAUUUAUAUAAGUGUGAACAAAAUGCCUCAAGUUGUUGUUAUCCAUUUGUUUCAGCACUAACAUUUCCUUCAUGUGGCAUUUAUCAAAUAGAAUCGAGCCAUGUAGCAACCUAGGAAGCAAAAAAAAAACAGUUCAAAGAUUAAUGACUUUAAAUAAAUAUAUAUAUAUAUAUAUAUAUAUAUCAGUUCAUUUGUACUGUUAAGGAUAUACUAAAAGCUGUUCUAUUACAUUCAGCACUAAGUUCUGUACAACAAGAAAUGUCCAGGUUUUUGGGCUUCAUGGGAUGUUUAGAUGAUUCCUUGAGGCUAGAGACUUUCUCUUCGCUUUUACCUCAGUUUGUUGCUGCUACCUGCUUGUUUGGGGAUUUAUCAGCUGUGCCAAGAAGCAACUUUACCAAACUGCCAGAUCCACCAAAUCCAGGCGACAAUAAACUGGCAAACCAGUACAAUCACACCUAAAUUGCCAGAGCCUCGUCCGUAAUUUGGACACUUCUACUGUACAGGACACUUUCCAGUCACAGAGCUUCUGCUUAAAACUUCUACUUCAACUAAAUUCCUGUUGAGUUCUGUCCCGCUGUCAGUUUUCCUCAAGCUUUUUACUGAUAGUGAGCAGGCUGUAACACCAACUUAGUCUGUGGACUGAGAACAGAAUGUUGAAGAAAUGUGUGUUUGGAAGGAGCAUAGUUUGGAGGUUUUUAAUUUUAAAAAACACGUAUAAAUCGGGCAUUAUCCCCUAGUUACCCACACAAAAUGCUGGAGGAGCUCAGCAGGCCCCGCAGCAUCUGUGGAAAAGAGUAGAGUUGACACUUAGGGCCAAGACCCUUCAACAGGACCACUCACAAAUCAAGAUCUUAGCUCAAAUCUCUCUGUCGCUCACUCCUCCCAUUUUAUUUCUACACAAAGGUGCCAGGUUCGUAAAGUUCAUAUCUUAUUAUUACUAUGACAGGAAACUGAUCCCUGGAGACACUCCAGGCAGGCCAAUCUAAAUGUCCAGAUUCUUGAUUACCCAUUCUGAUCAAGAGUCUCUGCCCAAAACGUCGACUGUUUACUCUGCUGCCUGGCCUGCUGAGACCCCCCCAUGUUUUGUGUGUGUUGCUUUGGAUUUCCAGCAUCUGCAGGUUUUCUUGUGUUUGUUAUCCCCAAUCUUUGCAGAAUGAGGUCUAUAUUAUAAGGAACUGGGAUCACUUAGUUCCAUAUUCUUUGAUGGGAAUAUUUUUGUUUGCUUGCAAGAAAUUCUAGACUGCUUUGGGAUUUUGAAAGGGAAUGGAAUGUUGGACCCCUACUCUAGGGGUUUGGGAUUCUGUUUAUCCUUUCAGUCCUAAUUUUUUGCUAUAACUUAGCAGUCAUGCCAGAUUUCUUCUUGCCAUUGAGUUAGGAUGGUAUCAUGUCUGUUAACAAGCUGACCUUCAGUGAAAUCUUUCAAUGAUUCAGAAAAGAGAACCAGUCAGUAAAUAUCUUCUUUCUUUUUUUUUUCAUAUUUCUUCGCCAUAGUAAAAGCAGAAGACAUCCUCAAUCUUAAGCAUGCAUUUUGGGUGACAGAUUCUGAAAGUUCAUAUUUUAUUAGCAUGACAGAAAACUGAUCCCUGGACACACUCCAGGUAGGCCAAUCUAAAUGUCCAGAUUCUUGAUUGCCCCUGUUUUUGAAUGGACCCUUUAUGUCACCACAGUUGGGUUUUUGUAGAUGAUGUUGGUGCCAUUCUCCUGAAAGCAUUCACGGGUCUGGGCAUUGUGCAAGGAUCCUCGGUUUACAAAGAUGCAGGGUGCAAACUUUUAGAAGAGGACCUGCUUUGUCCCUUCUCAAAUUUACCUUUGCAAAGCAGACAAAAAAAACCUGAUACAAUCACCCUUUGUGGAUCGGUACUACCUGGGUUUAAUGUCUGUCCUCAUUUAUAAUUUAUGUUUAAGAAAUACAGUCAACAAUGGGAUGUUUCCUGCCGUCACCUGUUUGGCUGAAAGAUAAAUGAGAAUUCCGGGUGUAUAUUUCUGGUCGGUACUCAAUACCGCAAUCCCUUUUGAACAUGUUUUGGUUUUUAAAAAAAAUUAAUGUUCUGUGAUUAUUUAAGUGGUGACCAGCAUGAAAUGUGAUGGAAAGACUUUUGUCCAGUGGUUGAUAUUGGUUGCAUGCAGUCCAAAUUGCUCUUGUUGCAUCAUCAUCCAUCAUUCUUGGAGUCCCGUAGCUCCAGCCUGAGUUAAUGUGGGCUAGUGGGAGAUCCCCCAUUGUCUUUUCUGUAGGAAGUUUCAAUAGUUGAUAUAUCCUUCCCUCUUUAUCUUCAAAAUCAGAUGGGCUUAGUUUUGGGUUGUGUUUCACUAUGACACUCUAUCAUUAUAGUUUUAAACAGCACUCAAAGCAAAAAGUUUAAUUCCUAUAUUGACAAAAUUAAGUUGGGAGUGAGAUUCAUAUUUUUUGUUGUGACAUUCUUGUUUUGCAGUAACAGUGUUUGACAGAUUGCCAUUGCAUCUUGGAUUUUGUUUGUAGCUAUUUGGCCUUUUGCCCCUUUUUCCUCCAUGUUUCAGACUCAACCCCUCCCCAGCUCUUUCACCCCCAUCUUCCUAAAAAAAAACCUAAAGAACUCAAUCCAACCCUCCCAAAAAUAAAAUAAGAGAACUGAAUUCCCUAUCUAUGUCACUGCCGACCAAAAGCAAAAUAAUUCUGAAAAAAAAAAUGACUAGUUCAGAAAAGACGAUUGCGUGCGGUUCAAACAAAAUCAAUGCAAAUCUUUGGAAAUUGUGUGACUGGGGUCUUGUUUUGCACAGUGGGACGGGGUUUAACUCACCACUGGCCAGCCAGUGGGAUUUUUUUUUCCUUUAGAAAAAAAAGUAACUUUUUCUUCCUCUACAAGUUUAUUUGUAAAUGAUGUAAAAUUUUAAAUAUGUGAUAUUUUGUACAUCUCACUGUAUCUGAGAUAGUUGUGUAUUUAUCAAAGACUACUGUAACUCUUUUUUAUGGCACUUGGUUUUUCUUGUAUAUUUAUUUUACUUUUGUCCUCUAAUUAAUCAGUGAUGUUCUGUUUGUGGAAAGGUCUGAAAGUAAAGUGUUUGUUUUCUACAGA
Hypanus sabinus (Atlantic stingray) is the source of this 11896-nucleotide messenger RNA. RefSeq names its product striatin-3-like. Lineage: Eukaryota; Metazoa; Chordata; Chondrichthyes; Myliobatiformes; Dasyatidae. Gene Ontology annotation, cellular component: dendrite. The record is from RefSeq and is a predicted model, not a curated record. The coding region runs from base 50 to 2239 and encodes 729 amino acids. The transcript has 18 exons. Gene Ontology annotation, molecular function: protein phosphatase 2A binding; protein-containing complex binding; calmodulin binding.